CAUAAAAGACGCCGUACCUUUUCGCGGUCAACGGUCCCGACGUGACUGCGACCCCGUCGCUCCAAACCGACCCUGACUCGAGAGGCUCGGCCCGCCGACCGACCGACCGACCGCCUCGAGCCGCCUGCAGCGGAGAGAAACACAAGCGCGGUGCAGAGGAAGCCUCGAGGGGGAACGCCCCCUUCCGCCUCCGCCUCUGAGAGAUUCCGACACCUGCUCAGGUAAGCGCAGAAGCUCACCUGCCGGAGAGCGGAGGUCAUGGCGCAGGCUGCGGAGUCGGGGAUCGCCUACACGGGGCUCCGGUCCUUGUUUUUCAUGCUCACCCCGAACGAGUCGUCCUAUCAGAAGCUGGAGGAUGUGCCUCAGUAUGUCCAGCAGGCCACUCCUUUCUUCAUAGGACUGAUGGUGCUGGAGAUGGUGGUGGGCCUGCUGAAGACAGGAUCCCCAGUGCUCACCAUCAGUGACGGACUCACCUCUGUGUCCUGUGGAAUGAUCUCCAGAAUCCCACUGCUGUUCAUGAGGAGCUGUGAGCUGACUGCGUACGUGUUCGUGUGGGACCGGUACCACCUGCUGGAGCUCCCCUGGGACUCCGCCUGGACCUGGUGGCUCACCUUCGUGGGCGUGGACUUCUGCUACUACUGGGUCCACCGCAUCGCUCACGAGGUGUCCAUCGUCUGGGCUGCUCACCAGGUUCACCACAGCUCAGAGUACUUCAACCUCACCACGGCCCUCAGACAGUCCCUCACCCAGCAGUUCACAUCCUGGAUUUUCUACAUGCCUUUGGCUCUGAUUGCACCUCCCACCGUCUUCGCCGUCCACAUACAGUUAAACCUCCUGUAUCAGUUCUGGAUCCACACUGAGCUGAUCAGAGACCUCGGACCCCUGGAGUGGGUCUUCAACACCCCAAAACACCACCGAGUUCAUCACGGGAGAAAUGAAUACUGCAUUGAUAAGAAUUACGGAGGAAUACUGAUCAUAUGGGACAGAAUAUUUGGUACCUUUGCUGAAGAGGCUGACAAAGUGGUGUUCGGCCUGGUGUUCCCCAUCAACACUUUCGAAAUCCUCUACGUUCAGUUACACUACUAUUUGUAUUUGUGGAGACGGUCCAACACGUUCAAGACUAUCGGCGACAAGUUGUCGACUUUCUUCAAAGGUCCCAGUUGGAGUCCUGGUAAACUUCGGCUAGGCGACCACGUCGACAAUCCGGAGGUUACCGGACAGGAAGUGCCUCAUGAUCCCAGCUGGCCGCUGCCUUUACAACUGUAUGUGGUCAUACAUUUCCUGCUGGCGCUGGGGACUUACCAUGAUCUGUUUGAAAACAAAAUGAUGCUGUCCCAGUUAACCGUCCUGGGGAUGACCUGCUACGUUCUGCUCACUCUCACUUCCCUGGGCCUCAUCAUGGAUCAGAGGCCAACGGCGGCUUUCUUGGAGAUGCUGCGCUGCGUCGUCAUGGUGACAAUGCAGGGGUACGGCUGCGCAAAGCCCCUGCUGUCUUCACUGGCCGGCCCCACGGAGGCCUUUGUCUCCCUCUCUCUGCUGUUCUGGGCUCUGCAGAGCUCCUCCCAGCUGCUCCGCAUCAAGAAGAAGGCCCACUGACUGGUUUUACUGGUUUAUUGUGCAGGGACGAUGAACACAGAGUUAGCCCGAGGAUGGUUUUCAUCUGCUGUUUUAUUAAGUUCAAAUUACUGAAAUGAUUACAUAGUGAGAUAUUUUGAAUAAUCUUUAACACCGUGUUAAGAAUCAUUUGAUCACAACAAUAACAUUGUUUCAGUUUCAGCUGGAUUCACUUUUUACUGGUUACGUAUAACUGGUUUUGAAAGAAGCUUUAUUACAUAUAUUGUCAGUAAGACAAGGUGAUGAAAAGGUGCUCUUCAUCAAAUUAUCUAAUUCUCUGUUUAAAAAUGUCUUCUGUGUUUUUUUUCUACACUGUGCUAAUAGAAUUUCAGCGUUGCUAAUUUCAGUACUAAUGAAUUAACACUUUUGUUUAUCCCCUGAGCUACAGAAUAAUUUUUGCCUUUUACUUUGGACAACAAACACUCUUCUGUACAUUGUUUUCCAUUUGUCAUUGCAAUUAAAAGCAAUUGAAACGUU
Gasterosteus aculeatus aculeatus (three-spined stickleback) is the source of this 2091-nucleotide messenger RNA. RefSeq names its product alkylglycerol monooxygenase (gene agmo). Gene Ontology annotation, molecular function: iron ion binding; glyceryl-ether monooxygenase activity. Gene Ontology annotation, biological process: lipid biosynthetic process. The record is from RefSeq and is a predicted model, not a curated record. Lineage: Eukaryota; Metazoa; Chordata; Actinopteri; Perciformes; Gasterosteidae. Gene Ontology annotation, cellular component: endoplasmic reticulum.